Tarenaya hassleriana is the source of this 1490-nucleotide messenger RNA. Its product is annotated as 4-hydroxy-3-methylbut-2-enyl diphosphate reductase, chloroplastic. Bases 56 to 1444 code for a protein of 462 amino acids. Gene Ontology annotation, biological process: dimethylallyl diphosphate biosynthetic process; isopentenyl diphosphate biosynthetic process, methylerythritol phosphate pathway. The record is from RefSeq and is a predicted model, not a curated record. Gene Ontology annotation, molecular function: metal ion binding; 4-hydroxy-3-methylbut-2-enyl diphosphate reductase activity. NCBI's taxonomy places the organism in Eukaryota, Viridiplantae, Streptophyta, Magnoliopsida, Brassicales, Cleomaceae. The transcript is spliced from 10 exons.
AGAUAAAUACCGCACCAUCAGCAGUCCUAUAGUCAUCGUCUCUCUCUCUUCCCCCAUGGCUGUGACACUCCAGUUGGGCCGAUUAUGCGUCAGACCGGAAACCUUCGUGCCGGAGAAAAAGCUUUCCGGAACUGGAUCUCUCCAGUUCCGGAGACCUUCAUCCGUCCGAUGCGGGGCGGGAGGUGAGAACGUCCCUUCGCCGCCGAUGGUGAUGGACUCGGACUUCGACGCGAAGAUGUUCCGUAAGAACUUGACAAGGAGCGAGAAUUACAACCGUAAAGGCUUCGGCCACAAGGAGGAGACUCUCCAGCUCAUGAAUCAGGAGUACACCAGUGACAUAUUAGAGACACUCAAAGCAAAUGGAAGCACAUACACCUGGGGAGAUGUUACCGUGAAGCUCGCUAAAGCAUAUGGUUUUUGCUGGGGGGUCGAGCGAGCUGUCCAGAUUGCGUAUGAAGCGAGAAGGCAGUUCCCGGAGGAGAGAAUUUGGAUUACUAACGAAAUCAUUCAUAACCCGACUGUCAAUAAGAGGUUAGAGGAGAUGGACGUUAAAAUUAUUCCUGUCGAGGAAAGGAAGAAGCAAUUUGAUUUAGUAGAUAAAGAUGAUGUUGUGAUUCUGCCUGCGUUCGGAGCUGGUGUUGACGAAAUGUAUGUGUUGAAUGACAAAAAGGUUCAAAUUGUCGACACGACUUGCCCUUGGGUAACAAAGGUCUGGAACAUGGUUGAGAAGCACAAGAAGGGGGAAUACACGUCAAUAAUCCAUGGUACUUAUAGUCACGAAGAGACUAUCGCAACUUCAUCUUUUGCAGGAACAUACAUUAUCGUGAAAAACAUGAAAGAGGCAAAAUACGUGUGUGAUUACAUUCUCGGUGGUGAACUCGAUGGGUCUAGCUCCACAAAAGAGGAAUUCAUGGAGAAAUUCAAAUAUGCUGUUUCAAAGGGUUUUGACCCGGACCGCGACCUAAUCAAAGUCGGUAUUGCAAACCAGACGACGAUGCUCAAGAAUGAAACGGAAGAGAUUGGGAAGUUGAUAGAGAGGACAAUGAUGCGCAAGCAUGGAGUAGAGAACAUCAACAGCCAUUUCAUCAGCUUCAACACAAUCUGUGACGCUACUCAAGAGCGACAAGAUGCGAUAUACGAACUGGUGGAGGAGAAACUUGACCUGAUGCUAGUCGUAGGCGGGUGGAACUCAAGUAAUACCUCGCACCUUCAGGAAAUCUCCGAGGCUCGUGGGAUCCCUUCUUACUGGGUCGACAGCGAGCAACGGAUAGGCCCGGGGAACAAAAUUGCGUACAAGCUCCACUAUGGGGAACUGGUCGAGAAGGAGAACUUUCUCCCAAAGGGACCGAUAACUAUCGGUGUGACAUCGGGUGCUUCAACUCCGGACAAGGUUGUCGAAGAUGUUCUGGUGAAGGUUUUCGACAUCAAACGCGAAGAAUCUUGAUCUAAUCGAUCGUUCGAAUGUAAAACCUUUGAAACGAAGAGGGGGG